Molecule: messenger RNA, 1092 nt
Organism: Cokeromyces recurvatus
Lineage: Eukaryota; Fungi; Mucoromycota; Mucoromycetes; Mucorales; Mucoraceae
Product: S-adenosyl-L-methionine-dependent methyltransferase
Exons: 4
Coding region: 31-1047 (338 amino acids)
Source: RefSeq, a predicted model, not a curated record
AUUUUAUUUUUUUUUCUUUUAUUUUAUAUUAUGGCGUAUAACCAUUAUUUUGUUAUCGGAUAUAUUUGUAUUCUUUUCCCAAUUAUCUAUUACACAACAGACUAUUUGAAAAGUAUAUUACUUUAUUUACAUGCAAUAGGUGCAGCAUAUGGCGUUUUAUUUAUUAUCCACUUCUCUCAGGAUAAUAAGGGAGGAGAAAUGUAUGGUGUAUUACAACCUAUUUUAUCAAAUAUAAACAUGGUACCCAAGACUUUAUGGUUUAAUAUGGGAUUAUGGAAUAAGCCAAAUCUAAGUUUCCCUGAAGCCUGUGAAAACCUGGUGAACGAAGUUACUACCAAAUUGAAUAUUCAACCUUAUUCUACUAUUCUAGAUAUUGGCUUUGGAUGUGGUGAUUCUUGUAUUUUCUUAGCAGAGAAAUAUAAAGCAUCAGUCGUUGGCAUCACUAACGAAGAGAGUCAAUGGAAAGUUGCGACUGACAGGGUAAGAGAGAUGAAAUUCACUAAUAAUCAACAGAUUAGGCUUUUCCAUGGAUCUGCUGAUGAUUUGAAUACGCUAUUAUUGCCAUCACAAAGAUAUGAUUAUGUAAUCUCUAUUGACUCAGCUUAUCAUUUCAAUACACGUUGGGACUUUUUAAAGAAUGUGUAUGGAAAGCUUGAUGACAAAAAGGAAGGUAGCGGUAUGAUUGGAAUUUAUGAUUUAACUGUGAAUCCGCUUUUUUUGAAGAAUGCAUCGUAUUUGCAACGUUAUAUCUUCCAGCUCAUUGCCAAGUUAGUUCAUAUUCCAAUACAAAACUUGAUAACAGCAAACGUCUACCAACAACAAAUGAUAGAAUUAGGAUAUAAAGAUGUGGAAAUUCAGACGAUAGAUAGACAGCUUGUCUUUGGUGGUCUUUCUGAACACUUUCGACAACAGUAUAAUCAAGCAACAAAAUAUGGUGCUACUAUAAGCCUCUUUGCUAUGAUAUAUUUGAAAUUUUCUAUAAUUAUAUUCAACUUAUUAGCUAGAAAGUCAUGGCUUGUUCCUGUCAUUAUUAAAGGGAAGAAAUAAUACUAAUAAAAUACUGCUGAUGAUGUGACUUUUUAUUAUUCAUUU